AUGGGACAGCAUUACAAAGAAGUCUCGGAAGAAGCGCUCAGGCGUAGAGAAGCCGCAAUUCCAAAAGAAUAUCUCCUUCCAGAACAAUCCCUUUCCAAUCUCCCGCGAAACCUUACAACGGUCCCUAAACAGUCUGGACAUUUCACUGCAGAAGAACUUGAGAUCAUCGAAUCAAACGCAGAAGAUAUUCUGCUUAAGAUCAAAAACAAGAUAUGGACAUCCUUGGAAGUUACCAAGGCAUUCUGCAAGGCCUCCAUGGUGGCACAGCAACUGACAAACUGCAUAACGGAGAUCCUCUUCAAAGAAGCAUUUGAUCGGGCCAAAUUCCUCGAUGACCACCUCGAGAAAACAGGCCAGGUGAUCGGACCCCUCCACGGGUUGCCCAUCUCCCUCAAAGAUUGCAUGAUCACGCCCCCGCACCCUUCGUCCAUCGGGAUGUCAUGUUAUGCAAACCAACCCACUGCACCUGAGCAAGAGACUAUUCUUGUGGGCAUCCUAGCCAAGCUCGGAGCUGUGUUCUAUGUUAAAACUACGGUUCCUACUGCUAUGAUGAUGAUGGAGACUAUCUCCAACGUGUGGGGUGAAACCACGGGUGCUUACCACAGCGGGACGUCGUCGGGAGGCAGCAGUGGAGGCGAAGGUGUACUUUUGGCAAUGAGAGGCAGCCCGUUGGGAGUGGGCACUGAUAUUGGAGGAAGUAUCAGAAUCCCCAGUGCUUUCAACCAUCUUUAUGGUUUGAAGCCCACGUUUGGACGAUUCCCCGUCUACGGCACAAAAUCUGGCAUCUCAGGCCAAGAUUUCAUCUUCUCAAACAACGGCCCAAUGUCUCGAUCCCUCGAAGCCAUCAAGCUCUACUGCAAAGCUAUUCUCUCCCAGGAAAUCUCCCCUUGGCACCUUGAUCCGAAGUGCCUCGCGGUACCAUGGCGAGGCGACAUGAUCGCGCCCAAGGGACGAAAGCUCCGCUUCGGAAUCAUCUCCGACAACGAUGGCGAGAUCAGUGUUCACCCGCCCAUCGUGCGCGGUCUAGCGAUGACAAGAAAGGCCCUCGAAGCAGCAGGUCACGAGGUGUUCGAGUGGGCUCCUGAAGACCAUCCCCAGAUGACUGAGGAUAUGAACUCUUCAUUCCAUGCGCUCGGUGGCGCGGCUAUCUUGGAGCUGACGAAAGAGCAUAGUGAGCCUGUGUUUGGAUCCAUGAAGGAAUAUGAAUCCGCGUACGAUAAGGGCGAGCAUGGGGUUCUUGGCCCGUCGAAGCUGAGGGAGAUGAUUACGAGGAGAAAUGCGUAUCAGAAGGCAUAUUUGGAUCGCUGGAAUGCGACUGCGAAGGAUGGGAAGGAGGCGAUGGAUGGGAUUAUCGUUCCUGCCAGCCCGUGGACUGCGCCGCGAUUGGGGUUCACGCAGGAAGUGUUCUGCGUCAAUUACACUGGAGUUUUCAAUAUUCUAGAUUACCCCGUCUGUACAUUCCCCGUAACCUUUGCGGAUAAGAAUAUUGAUAAGCCGCGAGCGGAUUGGAAGCCGUUGAAUGAGAAGGAUGCUGCUUUACAGGCGGAUUACGAUCCGGAGUUUUAUCAUGGCACGUCUGUCACUCUGCAGUGUGUGGGUAGGCGUUUGGAAGAUGAGAAGGUGUUAGAAAUGACAGGGAUCAUCGCGGAGACUCUGAGAGCGUCUUCUUAA
Messenger RNA from Venustampulla echinocandica, 1671 nucleotides. RefSeq lists its product as uncharacterized. The coding region runs from base 1 to 1671 and encodes 556 amino acids. NCBI's taxonomy places the organism in Eukaryota, Fungi, Ascomycota, Leotiomycetes, Helotiales, Pleuroascaceae. The record is from RefSeq and is a predicted model, not a curated record. The transcript is spliced from 4 exons.